This is a messenger RNA of Prorocentrum cordatum, 312 nucleotides long. Lineage: Eukaryota; Dinophyceae; Prorocentrales; Prorocentraceae. The record is from the annotation of a GenBank genome assembly.
AUGCGUGCGAAUUGCAUGCAGAUUGAAGUCAAUGUACCCUGUAACUCGAUUGAUUUUGCAUGGCGGUGUCGUGUCGGUUUGCUGGACGUGUUUGCAGCGCGUUUCACUUCUUUGCUGCGCCUUCCCUUCUAUCCAGCCUCGCCAAAGAGUGUGAUUCCCAGCAGCGGCGGGAGCCUUCGUGUCUCGCCCAUCUGGUGUUAUCCUCUCGCGCCCCAUGCAGAAGCGACGCGUGCACAACCGACUACGGAUCGCUGCGGCCUGCGCUGCCAGGAGAGCACGUGGUGCCCAGCUUGCUUGCAUCGCACGGUCUAA